This is a messenger RNA of Beta vulgaris subsp. vulgaris (sugar beet), 1236 nucleotides long. RefSeq lists its product as uncharacterized. Gene Ontology annotation, molecular function: nucleic acid binding; RNA-DNA hybrid ribonuclease activity. The transcript has 2 exons. The record is from RefSeq and is a predicted model, not a curated record. Lineage: Eukaryota; Viridiplantae; Streptophyta; Magnoliopsida; Caryophyllales; Amaranthaceae. The coding region runs from base 1 to 1236 and encodes 411 amino acids. Gene Ontology annotation, biological process: DNA integration.
AUGGAUGCCUAUGGACGGAUGCUAAAGUGGGCUGUGGAGCUCAAUAUGUUUGACUUGACAUUUGAGUCCAGAAAGGUGAUCAAAGGGCAAGCCCUAGCAGAUUUCAUUGUAGAGCUUACUCGGCCUACAAUAGAAUUCGUCCAAGACCCAGCAGAUGGAAAACAACAUUGGACCCUUAUGGUAGAUGGAUCGUCCACUGCCAAUGGUUGUGGAGCUGGGAUCAUCUUUCAAUCACUAGAAAGGGACAAAUUUGAAUAUGCAAUCAAAUUUCAGUUCCAGGCUUCAAACAAUGAAGCAGAGUAUGAAGCUCUUUUAGCCGGCAUCAAAAUGUGCAAAGCGGCCGGAGCCCUGGAAAUUGAAGCAAAGACGAAAUCUCUGCUGGUGGUUAGUCAAGUCAAUGGAGACUUUGAAUGCAAGGAAGCAUCUAUGAGUAAGUAUAUGAAGCUGAUUCAGGAGGAAAUAAAAACAUUGAAACGAUUUGUGCUCGACCAAGUUCCAAGGUCGGAGAAUCACCAAGCCGAUGCCCUGUCAAAAUUACCAAGUUCGGCCGAAGGGGAUGUGACGAGGACUAUGUUUUGGGAGGUAAAGCCAGCCAAGAGCAUUGACCAAAAGGAAGUUCUGUUCCUCAGUCGAGGAAAUAUGUGGAUGAGCCCCAUCAUAGGAUACAAGAAAACAAGACGCUUGCCCACUGAUCCCUUGGAAGCCAAGUAUGUAAAGGCAAGGGACAAAUGGUUUGAGCUGUGGGAUGAAACUCUGUAUAAGAAAGCAUUUAACCGGCCACUCCUCAAGUGCAUCACUAGAGAGGACGGGUUGGAUAUCCUUAAGGAGCUACAUGAAGGAGCUUGUGCUUCCCACAUUGGGGGAAGGGCGUUAAGGGAAAAGGCUUUAAGGACUGGGUAUUAUUGGCCUACUUUAAAGGAGGACGCUAUGCUUUAUGCAAAGAAGUGUGAUGGUUGUCACAGGCAUGGCAACAUUUAUCAGAAGUCGUCCAACUAUUUGGCUCAAGUUCUUUUUCCUCUUCCCUUUGCCAAAUGGGGAGUGGAUAUCCUUGGGCCAUUUCCUUUUGAAACGCCCAAGCUCCGCGAAUGGCUGGCCGAUCAGGGCAUUAAAGCCCACUUUGCUGCUCUUGUCCAUCCCCAGGCAAAUGGACAAGUUGAAGCAUUCAACAAAAUUUUAUCAGCAGGAAUUAAGAAGAAGCUAGACAAUGCAAAAGGACUGUGGGUAGAAGAGUUAUAG